UCAGCUGUUACGUAGCGUGCUUGUUACGUCGUAAAUUUUGUGCGGAAAAACCGCAGUUUUCAUUGCCGCCGCUAAAAACAUAAAUAAUGUCUGUGCCUUUCAGUGGCGCAUUGCGGCGUUCCGGCGGCAUUGUGUCCGCCAUUGGCAAGCAGCUGAAGAGCGUGAAUUUGAAGGGCGUCAAGCGGAUAACCGUGCAGUUCGAUCCAUUCGCGGAAAACGUCAAGUCCACACGGGAAUUCCUCUUCCUGCUCUCCACACCCAAAGUGGCAGCCACGAAUCCCAAGUGUGUGGUCAAGCCGGAAAUCGUCUGCGAUCGCCAGCCGGCCAACAUUAAGUUUGCCCUGAUUGAUUCAGCGCAAGAACAAGCCAAAGUCAAGGAGAUCCGCUUCAACAGCGAUAACCUAAACACACUAGAGCUGCUGCAGCUGUGCAACAAGCACGUGUCCAGCUUGGCACCGCCCGAGGAGGUCACCAACAAGGUCCUGACCAAGGCGGAGAAACAGAAGCUAGCAGGAGGCGCCAGCGGCGGAAAGAAGGCCAUUAAGAAGAAGUAACCAUUAGGAUGGUGAGGAAGCA
Molecule: messenger RNA, 576 nt
Organism: Drosophila sechellia
Lineage: Eukaryota; Metazoa; Arthropoda; Insecta; Diptera; Drosophilidae
Gene: mRpL53
Product: mitochondrial ribosomal protein L53
Exons: 3
Coding region: 87-554 (155 amino acids)
Cellular component (GO): mitochondrial large ribosomal subunit
Source: RefSeq, a predicted model, not a curated record